UGCUGAGACAGACUGUGAGCGGGUGGGUUUAUUUUUGGGUCAGUGACUGUGUGUCAAUGGCCGCAGAUGCGUCGGAAAGGAAGGCUCUGAGAUACAAGCAAACCCUGCUCUAUGGGGAGUACCAAGAGAACCAGGGAGGCUCCGGCAGGCGGGAGGCUACCCGCCUGCUGACCGAGAGGCAGAUCAAGAAGCAUGGCAACCAUCACCGCGGCUACGGCAGGACCCGCCACGGCCGGCGCGGCCCCGGACAGAACGGGUUCCACGGCCGCCAUCAGCACGGCCACCAUGCCAGGCAGAGGAACAGGCGCCACUCCAACACCGAGGCAGACGAGCAAGACGAGCAGAUGUCGGAACCCGGCCUCCCGUCCUCUAUGAAGAAGAGGCGCUCCUACUCCAAAUGUAGAGACUGCAUAGCGCGUGUGCAGCGCUUCCUUGUGACCAGGCUGGGAGAAGACUGGAUCUUCCUCGUUCUGCUGGGCAUCACGAUGGCGCUGGUCAGCUGGACAAUGGACUAUGCCAGCGCCAAGAGCCUGCAAGCGUAUAAAUGGAUUCAUGGGGAGCUGAGGGAGAACAUCCUUCUGCAGUUCCUGGCCUGGGUUUCAUAUCCCCUCAUCUUCAUUCUGUUCUCCUCUUUCUUCUGUCACUUGGUCGCGCCUCAAGCUAUCGGUUCUGGCAUCCCAGAGCUGAAGACCAUCCUGAGAGGUGUGGUGCUGAAGGAGUAUUUAACUCUCAGGGCCUUUGUUGCUAAAGUCAUCGGCCUGACUGCCGCCCUGGGCAGCGGGAUGCCUGUGGGCAAAGAGGGUCCAUUCGUCCACAUCGCCAGUAUCUGCGCUGCAGUUCUCAGCAGGUUCAUGUCCUUUUUUUCAGGAGCUUAUCAGAAUCCCUACUGUUACACAGACAUCCUGACAGUGGGCUGUGCUGUCGGGGUGGGCUGCUGCUUCGGUACUCCGCUGGGAGGCGUGCUCUUCAGCAUCGAGGUGACAUCCACCUACUUCGCUGUGAGAAACUACUGGAGGGGGUACUUCGCUGCCACCUUUAGUGCCUUCAUAUUCAGGGUGUUAUCCGUGUUCAACAAAGACGCAGUCACCAUCACUGCUCUGUUCAGGACAAACUUUCGCAUGGAUUUCCCGUUUGACCUGCAGGAGCUGCCGGCCUUCGCCAUCAUCGGGAUCUCCUGUGGGUUCUUGGGGGCCUUCUUCGUCUACCUCAACAGACAGGUGGUUCUGUUCAUGAGACGACCCAAUGCCAUGACCCGCUUCCUCACCAAUCACCGGCUGAUUUUUCCCGCUGUGGUAACGCUAGUCAUCGCCACGUUGACCUUCCCACCCGGCUUUGGACAGUUCAUGGCAGGAGAGCUAAUGCCGAGGGAGUGCAUCAACUCCCUGUUUGACAACUUUACGUGGACAAAGAUUUCAGGAUCUCCUCCUCCGGUCGGACUGGGUCUCUCUGCCGCCUGGCUGCACCCUGACGUCAGCGUCUUCCUCGUCCUGCUGCUCUUCUUAUUCAUGAAGUUCUGGAUGUCUGCUGUGGCCACCACCAUGCCCAUCCCCUCUGGGGCCUUCAUGCCCGUCUUCAUACUGGGAGCUGCGUUUGGCCGGCUGGUCGGGGAGACCAUGGCCACCUUGUUUCCCCAUGGGAUCGUGUUCGAUGGCAUCCUCUACCGCAUCAUCCCCGGAGGGUACGCCGUCAUCGGAGCGGCGGCUUUGACCGGGGCCGUGACCCACACGGUGUCCACGGCGGUGAUCUGCUUUGAGCUGACUGGUCAGAUAUCUCACAUCCUGCCCAUGAUGGUGGCAGUAAUCCUGGCCAACAUGGUGGCCCAGGGCCUGCAGCCCUCCCUGUACGACUCCAUCAUCCAGGUCAAGAAGCUGCCGUACCUGCCGGAGCUCGGCUUUGGACACAUGAGCCAGUACAACAUCGUGGUAGAAGACAUCAUGGUGAGGGAGGUGAAGUUCAUAUCGUCUCAGUCCACGUACAGAGAAGUCAAACUGCUGCUGGACUCCUCCUCGCUCAACUCCAUCCCUCUGGUGGACUCUAAAGAUUCUAUGAUCCUGUUGGGCAGCAUCGACAGGUUGGAGCUCCUCGCUCUCUGUGAUUGGUGGCUGUCGGCGGAGAGGAGGCUCCUGAUGCAGAAGCAGCCUCAGAAGCACAGCUGGGAGUCCUUUGCUUUUGUGGACGAGGAUGAGGAGGAGGAGGAGGGGGAGGAAGAGGAGGACGGAGAGAAGGGCGGCCCGGUGCAGGAGGAGAGUAACGGCCCGCUGCCUCUUUCCAGGCCUCAGGAGGCUUCCUCCAACCACAGCGCUCCGCUUCCUGGGAAAGGUUCUCUCCACAUCACACUGAGGAGUCUCUUCACCUCUAAGAGCAGACCGAGCCAAGGACAGUCACAGGUCCGUGUGCCCCCCCCCCUGUCGGACAACAUGCCCCCGGAGGAGAUCGCCGCGUGGGAGGAGGCGGAGACGGACAAGCCGAUGGAGAUCGAUGAGAUCCGAGUGGACCCCUCCCCUUUCCAGCUGGUCGAGAGGACAUCGUUGCACAAGACACACACCUUGUUCUCCCUGCUGGGGCUCAGUCACGCCUACGUGACCAGUAUCGGUAAACUGGUGGGAGUGGUGGCCCUGAAGGAGCUCCAGAAGGCCAUCGAGGGCUCCACCCGCUCCGGCGUGCGCCUCCGCCCGCCGCUCGCCAGCUUUCGGGACGGCAAUCGCAACUCUGCUCCCAAACCUCCACCCUCCUCUCCCUCUGCUCCUUCAUCUCCGCCAUGCACCUCCCCCCCCUCAGCCCCAGCCGCUGCCCAGCUCCCACCCCCCUCGCCCCAUCGCCUCACCCACCAGGUGCAGGAGAAUGAAACGGAGGCGUGGAUCGAGGGCGUGACCCCGGGGGGGGAGGAGAGCAGCGGCAGCUCGGCGGGCCACCUCACCCUCCCUUCCUCCUCCCCAGCUCCUCCCUUGCUCCCUUCCUCCACCCCCACUCCUCCCUUGGUCCCUUCCUCCUCCCCCACUCCUCCCUUGCUCCCUUCCUCCUCCCCCACUCCUCCCUUGGUCCCUUCCUCCUCCCCCCCGAAACCCUUACACAGACUGGAGGGGGAUGAAGAGAGUGAUGACGAGCCAAUGGUGUAGAUCGGUCAAAGAGUGAUGGUCAUGUUUUUUUAUAAAACCUUUUUUAAAUGAUGUUUAUUUCUUUGGAGACUCAUUUACCUCUUUUUGAUUUGAAUGCAAACGGCUCCGCCCCCUUCAGCCUCCUUGUGUGUGUUUAGAGACGCGCUUCCUCCUCGUUAGGCUCGUCCACGCUCCGUCCCUUCAGUACCGACCUUUAGAGGUCAAAGAUCAUUGUGACCUCCUGAAAACUUAAUUUAAUAAUUAGUUUGCAAAUCGUGAUAAUUUCAUAUGAAUCUAUGACAGCAUUUAUGUAUUUUGACAUUCAAAACAGCAUUAAGACAAUUAUUCUGAUGAACAUUAUUAUUUUACUGUUAGUGGAAAGAUUUGGUUCCGAUUGACUGAACACAUCUCUACGUCACAGUGCUUUUUUAGCCUGACAUAUGUUCUAUUAACAUAAUUUGCUGUGUUGAAGCUCUGACCUGAUCCUUUUAAUCAAUUAAAAGCUAUCCAUUGCUUUUUUUUAAACUGGCCAGCAGACAAUCUGGAUGGCAGGGGACUAAUGGAGCCGCUCAGUCUGCCGUGGAAGAUUGUCCAAAGCCCCAAAAUGACCUCCAAAUGAUGUGGCGACCUUGUGAGCAAAGCCUCAGAGCUCAUCUCAUCACGGUUUAGUUGAUAGAUGGUGCAGCCCGAGGCUUUGUAUGUCCCAGAGACCCCCCCCCCACUCUCACUCACAUGGUUGCCCUCUACAUUUAGCAAAAAUGUCACAUGGCUACUUAAGCUUACUUUUGAUCAUAAUUAUAUCAUAAAUAAGGUACUAAGAAAUGACCGCUGUCAUCCUGUCCCAUCCACAUGUGAAAUGAAGAUGAAGACCCAUGUUGACAUGGAGAUAUCUGCCAAUCAAUGCAUUAAUUGGCCUAAUAAAUCACCUCAUUAGAGGUCUGUUGGAUAUGGACCUGCUUAUUAAUGCUGCUCAUGUGACGCUUCCUCCUCUCAGCCGCUAUAGAGCUUAGAUUCUUUAAAUAGUUUUCUCUUAGCUGAUGUCUGAUGGAUGGAUCCGGUUAUUAGAACUAUAGAAAUCUGUGAAAUCAUUUAAGACGAGCUUGUUGCUGUUGGUCUGAAAAUAGUUUAUUAUUUUGUGAAAAAAUUUCUGCAAUCACAAUUCUGAUGAGUAGAAGUACCUCAGUGACUGCCCCCCCCCCCCCCUCACUGCUGUGAGAGAGUACCUUAAUAAUUGCAUUCAUAUGUGUUUUUCAUGUAUUUCUGCGUUUCUUCUUACACUCUCAUCUCCUGGAUUCAGUUCCUCAGGUUGCUGCCUUAAAAGCUUUGAAACAUUCAGAUGUACCAAAAGCCUUUUCUUUAUGUUGGUGUGAUUUAUAAUGUGUGUGUGUGUCCAUUUCUUAAAUGUCUAUUGUCUCAUCAGUGUAUAUAACUUAUAUAAAUAAAGUUUUAUUUAGUGAAUGCUGGUACAGGCUGCCUUCAUGUGUUCAACCUUUUUAUUUACCCAGGUCGGGUUGAGACCGGAGGAACAGAAAGAAGUUUAAACUGGAACCGAAGCUCACCUCAGACAAAGGUACAAAUAUGGAGUUCCUUUAAUACGGAAAUAUUUCUCGUCUUCUUCCUGCGUUUUCUGCAGAAACAACAGUCUUCGAUCUGUUUUAAUGCUUCCUCUAGUCCUUCAGGUGUCAUUCCCUCCUCCUCACCGUGUCUCUGGGUCUAUUGGGGCAUGUGAAGAAUAUUAUAUAAUAAUCUGUAAUCAAUGUGUUGGGUCCCUCUUCUGCUGGGAAGGACAUUUAUCGAUAUUUAAUUCAGUCACUGACCCGUACAUCACUAAGCUUGUGUCUUUGCACCACACCUCGAGCUAAAGACAAGAAGUGACAUGGAUUCCUUUACACUGCCCCACUUUUAUUUAUUUUGGAGUAGUCGUCACUUCAUCUGCACGUCUCAUUUUAGUUUUUCCUCUGCAGACUGUUGUGUGACGAGAUAUUAAAAUGACGCCGGUCUUAUUUUGCAAGAAAACUUCUUUACUUCCUGUUUUGCAUCUGGACUCCACAGAAGUAAUUCAAGUGAACUAAAUGAUUUAGUGGAGGAAGUCUCUUUAGCAACGAGGAGGACAAAUACAGGACUCUUCUGUCUGUGAUUGUCAGAGUAAAUAAAUCAAAUUCUCUGACCGACCAUCAAAAUGACAACGUUUGACUCUCCUGGAUCAAAUAAAGCAACACAACAAAACAGCACCCAGAAGAAUCCCUUUUCACAGAAUAUAUGUAUUUAACACACAAACAUUCAUACAUACAUACAGUCUUACAUUCAUACAGAUACAUAUCGGUUUAUUGGCUUUUUUAUUUUAUUAUAAAAAGCAAUUUGAUAUAUUAUGAGUUUGUAUAUUGAGUUAUACUGCUGGGCUAGGUCACUGUUUAAAAGCAUGCACUCUCUUUUUGCUUGUGUUCAGAUCAAGUGCUCGCAAAUUAUAUCUCAUUUGAAUCAACUAGGCCUCAGACAAGCUGUCAAUCAAAGCAAAAAUACAGUACUGAGCAAAUCAAACAAGUAACGUUAAUGAUCCUGCAGGCUUCAUUCAUUCUGACCACAAACCAAUCAAGUGUGACCUCCUCCCGUCCUUAUUUGUUAUUUGUUGUGUUGCCCUCACAAGGCCCCUAUAUUCCCUUGUUGAUGUCCACGUCUCCCGCAGGGGGGGUCAGCAAGGGGGGGG
Messenger RNA from Pungitius pungitius (ninespine stickleback), 5799 nucleotides. Its product is annotated as chloride channel protein 1-like. Gene Ontology annotation, biological process: chloride transport; transmembrane transport. Gene Ontology annotation, cellular component: plasma membrane. The record is from RefSeq and is a predicted model, not a curated record. Lineage: Eukaryota; Metazoa; Chordata; Actinopteri; Perciformes; Gasterosteidae. The transcript is spliced from 24 exons. Gene Ontology annotation, molecular function: voltage-gated chloride channel activity. Bases 57 to 3116 code for a protein of 1019 amino acids.